AUGCUUUUGCAUACACUACAACUUAAACGUUAUUUUUGGGUAACGCAACGUUCAUUCAAUCUUAUUGGUAUCGAUAUAAGUGCUCUCGAUUAUCAUGAUAUUGUAAAAUAUCCGAUGCGCUGCUUCCUGUUUACUGCAUUCGCGGCCGUGCUUGCUGGUGCUAUGUCCAUUCAUGUUUACGAGUAUAGAGAUGAUUUCGGUGAAUUUGCCGAUACCUCAGGGAUGUUAUUGCAAACGAUAAUAGCAUUGUGGAAAACUUUGGUAUUUAUAUUUAAACGAAAGGAAAUCUGUGAUUUAAUGCAAAAUGCAUGGCAGUGGAAUAUAAACGUUCAUCCGGACGAGUUUCAUAUUAUUUUAAAAUUUAAUUCACAAAAUUUUACAAUUUCGGCAUUAUAUAUGGUGCAGGUGUCAAGUACGGUGUUCGGGUCAUUCCUUGUACCAUUAAUUUACAUGUUUGAAUUUUAUCGGAAGAAUGGUGAGAAAAUAUGGUUACCGCCACAUAAGGGAGGAUAUUUUUGGGAUUAUUCGAAUGUAAUGGGUUAUUCGUUUCUUUAUAUUUGUCAUCUACUUGGUAUAUUUUUUGUUGCUGCAUUUUCGAUUGGUGUCGAUACAUUGUGCCCGUGGCUUGUCUCAAAUAUUGUUGUACAAUAUCAUGUAAUAUAUUAUCGUUUACGCGAUAUAGCUGAGCUUAGUUAUGAGAUAAGCACCGAUAAAUUGAAUGCGAAAAUUAUUGAAUGCGUUAAGUGUCAUCGACAAGUAUUGAAUUUGAGUAAUCAGUUGGAAAAUUUUUUUGCUGAAAUAAUUUUUAUCAAAUUUGUUAUCAGCGGUUUAUUAAUAUGCUCUUUAGCAUUUCGUUUAGUACGAGCUGAAGGACAAUUUUAUAUACUCUUAUAUCAGUUAGUGUUCUUAACAACAGUUUCGACACAAUUGCUGAUGUAUUGCUAUAGCGGACAACGUUUAAAGGAUGAAAAGAGUUCACAAGUGGCGUCUGAAAUCUAUUCAAUAUUCGAAUGGUCCCAUUUGUCGAGGAAUUCACAAAAAUUGCUGCUGUUUGCCAUGAUGCGUUCACAAAGAGAAUGCCAUUUAACUGGCGCCUUUUUUAUGGUCGAUUUAAGUUUGUUUGUUUGGGUUUUAAGAACUGGUGGCUCGUUAAUAGCAAUGCUUAAAACUUUGGACGAGAAGCAGGUGUAAAGUGUGCUUUAAAUAAGCGAAAAGAUAACUUUUCUUACUUGAAAAUGACUUUUUUUUCCUCUCUUCCUCUCUACCGCUCUCUUUCUUUUUCUAUAAGAUAUUGAAGU
This is a messenger RNA of Glossina fuscipes, 1298 nucleotides long. Its product is annotated as odorant receptor 45a-like. The transcript is spliced from 5 exons. Gene Ontology annotation, cellular component: plasma membrane. Bases 1 to 1191 code for a protein of 396 amino acids. Lineage: Eukaryota; Metazoa; Arthropoda; Insecta; Diptera; Glossinidae. The record is from RefSeq and is a predicted model, not a curated record. Gene Ontology annotation, molecular function: odorant binding; olfactory receptor activity. Gene Ontology annotation, biological process: detection of chemical stimulus involved in sensory perception of smell; sensory perception of smell.